This is a messenger RNA of Malaya genurostris, 1816 nucleotides long. RefSeq lists its product as uncharacterized. Lineage: Eukaryota; Metazoa; Arthropoda; Insecta; Diptera; Culicidae. Bases 952 to 1455 code for a protein of 167 amino acids. The transcript is spliced from 2 exons. The record is from RefSeq and is a predicted model, not a curated record.
UCAAACCCGGCUCGAGCGUCAAACCCGCCGCUGCACUGCAUCCGAAAGUAAAGCGCACCGCUGAUGCGAAUCAACAUAAACAUAGCCUCUACCAGCCAGCCGAUCAACCUCGACAUACAAUUCUAUUCCGCACCCCAUUCUAUGUUGUUGUGUGUUCCUGCCACCGUCGACUGGGCCGAGAAAAAUUUAUGUAUAGGUGUCAAGUGGUCGCCGAUGGAAAGAACGAACGAACGAACGUACGAAGCUGACAGCAUGUGGGUUUCACAAGCAUCGCCAUCGUCGUCGUCGUCGUCUCGUAGUUGUGGUCUCCCACUGACUCGAGCUGUAGGGUAGCACAGCGCAGUCAAACAGGCUGUGUACAUAUGCUGCGAGUCUGAUUGGACGGUCAUCAUCGCCGUCGCCAUCGCCGUCGUCGUUGCGUCGUCAGAGCCUGUUCCAUAGUUCAUCAGUAAGCGAGUGAGCGAGUAUGCGUCAGUACUGCCACACGGGAAGUAGCGUCUAAUUGCGAGGUCACCGAUUUUCGGAGAAUUUCCAUUGCAAAAGUGUUAUUUUCGUUUAUCAGCUUCAUCUCUACUGCAUGACAGUGAAUUUUGGCAGUCGCGUGUUGUGUUUUCGAAGUGCAGGAGUGCAGUUUCAGUGCGUUUUUUGAACGAUUGAAAGUGGCUAUCGCUGCGUAGCAUUAGGGAUCAAAACCAAGACGACAAUCUUGGACGAAGCAUAUACGAAGAAGAGAAACAUACACGGAGGCUCAAGUUUAUGCCUCAUGCUGCUGCUGCUAUCCGGUAUCUUUGCUGUGGUAACGACACUUGAGCCCGAAGGGUGAUACUUCGACGAGCGGCUGCAUGUGUGUGUGAGUGUAUUCGUGCGAGAGCGUUUAAGGUGAACCAUCUUGCUCGCUGAAGUGUGCAGAGGAUAAAUAAAGAACCCCAGGAAAAGAAAAUAAAAACAACAAUGUUCACCAAACAACUCCUUUUCUGGUUUCUGCUAAGCGGAGUGACGUUCGUGUGUUGCGCCGGAUUCGGUGGUUCCAGUGGUCGAUCCGGGGGUCUCUACAGAUAUGGCGACAUGGCCGCGGCUCCGGGUGGAUCUCGGAUACCGCCGCAGCGGUUCUACAUGCCAGCAGGACUCGGCAAUCCCGACGAUCCGAAUCGGUACCACCUAGCGACGACCCCCAGUCAGCAGUCGACGAGUGCCCCGAAGGCGAGCCGCAUCUCCGCAUGGGGAAUCAUUUCGAUCGUGAUGUUUGUGAUCAUGAUCGGAGCCGGAGCCUACUGGGGCUUUAUCUGUUUUCCUUUGUUCUGCAAAAAGGAGCGAAACUACAACAUGAUGAUGAACAUGUCGUCCGCCACAACCGCCACCCCGACCCGAUCGACCGAGUUCGAGAAGCUCGAAAACUACUGUGCCAAAUCGACCACAUCGAGUCGAAGUAACGACACCGGUAUCAGCAACAUUUGAGAGGCCAUCUCAGCGGCAGGGAAAGGUCAGGUUAAUUCUACUACGACUAUUGAUACCUACUAGCUGAUAAGCUUCGACGACUAGACAUCUACGUUUCAUUACAAGUGCGAAUUAACGAUCUACUUAGGAAUACUUUUUGCUUACGGAACCAAUUUUCUAGCUUGCCAUAGAAAAUAUCUUUUUUUUAGAAAUUUAGUGAAAAAAACCCCCGAAAUAAUUCAGUGAGUGAGAAAGAUGUGAAAGCUUAUGUUUAAGGAUACUCGUAUAAACUACUUGCUAAGAGACUGAUGUUCUAAUUGAUAGAUAAACGCGAUAGUAUUAUGAAUGUAGACAAUAUUCCAAAUAAAUAUAAUAAAUUCAA